AUGAAACUUAUGAGACAAAAACCUUUAUUAUUGUUUAUGGAUAACAAUUUGUUAGAUAUACUUCAUAGUAGGAAAUAAUAUGAAUAUAGUUAUAGCAAUCUAGUUCCAAAACUCAUUGAAAAAUUGCUGUCUUAAGGUAUAAAUAAUUAUCUAUAAAAAAUAAAAUAUAGGUAAUCUCACGGUAGUACUACAUUAGAAUCUGGUAGUGGAAAUGACUCUAUCCGUUGAUGAGAUGUUGAGACAACCCAAGAGAUUCUACCUCAAGAUAAUUGUUACAAAGACCUUCUUUCUUGGUUUAAAUUGCCACUUUAACAUCUCUCAAUUUUAAAAAUAGUAUUUAUUAAUUGUAUUCUUUAGUGAGACUUAUCAAACAAUACUUCGAAUAUGUCAAAAUUUAAUUUUGGAAGCUUCAGGAGCCUUUAUUUUGAAAGGAGCAAUUGAAAAUUAUCAUACAUUUUUUAAAAGAAUCUUUGAAUAAAUUUAAUCGGUUUCUUUUGGAAAAUGCUAUUACUAUACUUCUAUCUGA
This is a messenger RNA of Paramecium octaurelia, 526 nucleotides long. NCBI's taxonomy places the organism in Eukaryota, Ciliophora, Oligohymenophorea, Peniculida, Parameciidae. The record is from the annotation of a GenBank genome assembly.